UGUCAUGUGUAGUGAAAUUAGGGGUGCCGUGGCAAGGUUGAAGAAUGAGACCAAAGGCUACAAAAAUGCUUUGUCCUUAACCAUUUGCCUAAGAGGGAGGUAUAGGAUCUUAAGUAAAAAACUUUUAGGUGAAGAGCAUUUUUGGUCCUUAAGUUGGCGGUACAGCAGAGAUAUAGGUCCAGUUUUGGAUUUUCACGCUGUCAAUGAAUAUUUUUGUUGGUGGUACUGUGUAAAAUUAUUAAGUCUCUAACUUCCGUUGGUAUGAUUUAAGUUUUUGGCUGAGAUUUUUUGCUAAUAAUUUUGGUUGAUUAGCAGUAAGAUUCGACUCUCUCUACUUUUUGGUGAUUGUUUCUUCGAAUUUGGAUUGCCAAAGUGGUAAACUGUCGGGUCUGUUAUAAGCAUAGCGGCUUUUCUUUUGCCAACAUUUUGUUUUCUUUUUAUUGGUGAGGGACAUUUCUCUUUGUAGGGUUGUUUGUGCUUUGUGUAGCAUUAUGUCAUUUGAAUUUCCGCAUGCAAUAGGCUAGUUGGAUGAAGAAAUUUUUGGAAAUAAAUUGUUUGUGAGAAAGACUUUUAGAUUACAAAUGAAAAUGAUUGGUUUUUUCUAGAUGGCAAAGGAAAAUUACCCAGGUUUUCCUAACAUGUCAAUUAGAGAAUACAGUUGUCAUGAAUAUUAAUCAACAGCCCUGUUAGCAUACUUAUGUGGUCUUUGCUUGAGACUUCUCCUCUAGUAAUAUGUUAAAAAGGAUUAAGAAUCUCGAUUAUUCGAUUAAGGAAAGUCAGCGGGGCAGAAUAAAAUACAAUAUGGAGGUUUUCUCAAAUGUCCCAAGACCAACAAAUCUCCUGUCCUGCUGAAUCAUUAGCCUGCGUUUCUAGGAAAUGCUCUUUUGUGUAUGAAAGCUAGUGAUCUGCUUUACUCCUAUUGCUAUUCCUCAGACUUCCCUUAGAUGGUAAUUGAAAGCAGUGUCAAACCUCGUUACUAAAUAGCUUAAAUGGUGGUAGAGUUCUUACCAAAGAAGUAAACUCGUUAUCCAACCAAUUGAGUGUUUGCUAUACAUAGUAAUCCCACUUUGCUAAAAUUUAUUUUGCUUUCCCUUGCCAAAAGAGGUGCAAGGAAACAUCGUGUGGAUCCUCUUCUUGAAUGGUAAGUAAUUGAAGCCAUUAAAGAUUGAACUGGCUUUUUCUUACAUACUUCUUUUACAGAGAAGUUAGCGAAACCUCAUUGAAAGUUUUGAGAGCUCUUUUAAGAUUAUUUAAUGUUUUUUUUUGUUAAUCAAGGCUAUCUAAAUGUAUCAUAUAACUCGAGUAUGGCAGAGGUCUUGGCAUAUCCAGGAUAUCAAUUCUGAAGCAGAUUUUGACUUUAACACCAGUAUCUAAAUCCCUUCCAAGAUGCAAAGAGAAAUUUUAUAAAUUCUCGAACAAAUCACAGAUCUUUCACGUCAACACCAGUAUAUAAAUCCCUUCCCAGCGGCACAGAGAGUAUAUGGAAUAUUCAUGAUUUAUCCACUGAUGAAUUUGAAAAGUUCUACCAGUUUUGGGAGGGAAAGAAUUGUCUUACUGAAGAAACAUCCUAGCAUGAAAAGCAUGAAUCGGAGGGGGUUACACUUGUUUUAGUUGAAGGCACAUGGCAUAUAUGCAUCCCGGACCUCUCCAUUGCCAUAAAUGCAAGUUGUCUUUUGUGGAAAGACCAUUAUUUCUCAUUAGCAAUUUAGCAUUCAGCUAUUCCAUCCACCACCAUAAUCCAGUAUAUAUCUUUUCUUGAGUUGUCUGUGCUGCCCAUAGAAACUUUUGGAGAGAUGUUGGUUUUUCCUUUUUUUCCCCUCUAUUUCCUUGAACAGGUUUUUCUUGAAGCGUGAGUCAUCUGCUGCCAUCAAGAGAUAGGCAUCCCUAAUGCCUUGAUCAAGAACACUUUGCCCUAAAACAGAACUUCGGUAAAAUUCAUAGAUCUAUUUUUUACUCUUGAAUAUACUCUUCUUAUCACAUAAGCUUUUUGGCGAUUCAGGAGAAUCCUCAUGGUAUUGGAAGGAUCAUGAAUUCCAUUUUUUCUUUUCUGUUCCUUCUUAAUGCUUUUUUCUUUGGUAGUGCUGAAGCUGAAGCCUGUCGGACAUGGAGAAAGUGGCAGCUUGACACCAUCUUGAAUGAGUUUUUUUUCUUCUGCCCACUUUACUGGGAGAUUGUAAACCAUAUCCUCCCGACGUCAUCUAGGUUAUUCGCUAAGGUAGAGUGCAUUUUAACCCCUAGAUGCUACUUUCAAGUUACAGAAAAUGUUAGAUUAUGGGAAGUCUUUUGGCAGAAAAAUGUACUUGGUUUUUAUAAUUGGAUCUCUUUUCUUGUCUCCGUUUACUUGAAAGGAGGAGAGUUAGUAUUGUGAGAUUACAGGGAAAAGAGCUGCUUUUAUUGUUGGGACAAAAAUCCUAUGACACCCUUUGAAAUUUUCAAUUGGGUCCUUCUUCCAUUAAUUUUUUCUGUGUUCUGGUAUUAUGUUGCACAUUUGAUGUAGUGGUUUGACCUGAAUGAUAUUGCAUCUCAGUGGGUUAGGAACUUAGGAGUACUGUAAGGCUCUUGGAAAGGUGAACUAAAUAAGAGAUCGCACAGGAAACUCUUAUUAUACUGCCAGCAUGCUUUAUAUUUAUGUAUAAUCCUAAAUCUAGUGAACAAGGUAUUAUAUUUUAUUAAGAUGCUCUCAGAUGUCUACUUGCAAUAAUUUUCUGUUGAUUACUUUAUGAAAUUUUUUAUUUUAUUUGCUAUAUGUUUCAGCGAAGCUAGAACCAAUAUGGGAAAACCAGGGCCCUGCCACCAUUGUGGUGCUAGAGAAACUCCUCUUUGGAGACAUGGUCCGACGGAGAAACCACUGUUAUGCAAUGCAUGUGGAUCGAGGUGGAGGCUAAAGGGAACACUUGAUGAUUAUACUCCCAAACGCUUCCGUUCAGUUGUUAGGAAACGAAAAUUCCAAAAUACCAUAGAUGUCCAUGAAGUGGAGAGGAUCGUUGAUACUGGAGAGGUUGCAUUAGGUGAUCUCAACUUUAAUCAAUUAUUAGCUUCCAAUAACAAUAAAUCAAGUUUAGAGUUAACUACAUCUGAAUCCCAUCUACUCAUCAAGUUCAAAGCUAUUGCUGAAAGCGCAAAUUCAGAUAUGCACGACGACUAUCGAGUUCCACCAGUAAAGAGCAGCUUUGCACACAUCGAAAUUCUCCAAAAGGAACUUUAUGAAAUGUAUAUUGAUCAACAAUGUGCUUCCACCGUCGCAGCUCCAGAGCUCAUCUACAGUAAUCUUAAUGGCGGCCUAAAGCAGGACAAUGAGAUAGGGUUAGGAGUUGUGAUGCUUAACACACCAAUGGUUGCCAAGGAGGAAAAAUCUGGAUCAUCUACUUUUUUGUGGAAAAAGAAUGUUUUACCCUCACAUGCCGGAGCUAAAGGAGAAGUCUUUUUAAAAAUGGACAACAUAGACAGCAGUCAGGGUGUUGCUACUCCACCAGCACCAGCAGAUCCAAAGGCGGUGUGCUGAAGACCAAGAAUAAGGAAUCAAUUGGCAAACCCGCACCUGGCUCUUCCUCAAUCGAUGGUGAUGUCAGCUGUACUGGAGUUGGGAUUGCAGCUCAUCCGAGCCAUUGAACUGAUGAUAUUUCUAUGGAAUUAGUGCCCCUUCAGUUGAACCGUAUGUUUUGGUAUUGUUAGCUGGCUCAGCUUAUGUUUCUCACUUCGAGUACAACUUGAAAACCAGUUUUUAUGUUGUGGGUAGUGUCUUGUUGCAUGCAUGAUGGCACGUGGCUCUCUUUUCCAGCUUUAUUAUGUAAUAAGUUGCUGGAUGUGACCUUUGAAUAUCAAGAUAUUGUCAUUUUGGUGGGUCC
Messenger RNA from Rhodamnia argentea, 3845 nucleotides. RefSeq names its product GATA transcription factor 26-like. The transcript has 6 exons. Bases 2720 to 3502 code for a protein of 260 amino acids. Gene Ontology annotation, biological process: regulation of DNA-templated transcription. Lineage: Eukaryota; Viridiplantae; Streptophyta; Magnoliopsida; Myrtales; Myrtaceae. The record is from RefSeq and is a predicted model, not a curated record. Gene Ontology annotation, molecular function: zinc ion binding; sequence-specific DNA binding.